Aureobasidium pullulans EXF-150 is the source of this 1059-nucleotide messenger RNA. Its product is annotated as SNase-domain-containing protein. The coding region runs from base 193 to 1038 and encodes 281 amino acids. Gene Ontology annotation, cellular component: mitochondrion; cytoplasm. The transcript has a single exon. The record is from RefSeq and is a predicted model, not a curated record. Lineage: Eukaryota; Fungi; Ascomycota; Dothideomycetes; Dothideales; Saccotheciaceae.
UUCUGCACAUGAUGCUAUGGAAGAAGUCUCCCCUCUGCGCGCCCUCUCUGGGGUGACUGCCUAACGCAGCGUUAGCGCCGAGCUCGGAUGCAGAAGCGUGUUCAUCACAUGCAAACUCCACCCUCCACAUUCUGAGCCCGAGCCUGAGCCAAAGCCUGUUCCGAAACAAAAACACGGAAAAGUCACUUCGACAUGCAGUGGCCAGAUUGGCUGAAAUGGCCGCCGUCUGACCAAGAAAAGAAGAAGAAGGACUCUGUCUUGUGGUCCGAAUCCCUCAAUGCCACCGAUUGGUCGCACUAUUCGUCGCCGAGGACCAUCAUCCCUACCGCCAUCUUGACCUUCUCGACCCUCGCCUUGAUCCGCAUCUACCGCCGAAGCCUCCGUCGAAUCCCAGAUGCCCAAUACAUCACCCCUUCAUAUUUCCACAAACGCACUCUCUACGGUUAUGUCAGUCGCGUUGGAGACGGUGACAACUUCCGCCUUUUCCACACUCCAGGAGGACGUGCCACUGGCUGGGGCUGGCUCUCUUCCAGAAAAGUACAAGAUUGGACGCAGAAAGACUUCCAGAACAAAACUAUCCACGUCCGCAUAGCAGGUGUUGAUGCCCCGGAGACCGCUCACUUUGGCAACAAAGAGCAACCCUUUGGAAAGGAGGCCCUCGAGUGGCUUAGGACUCUGCUUCACAAGCGUUACGUCAGAGCAUACAUCUACCGUCUCGACCAAUAUCAAAGAGUCGUCGCAAGUGUGUCAUAUUGGAAAUGGGGCUUCUGGAAGACUGACGUUGGUUUGGAAAUGAUCAAGAAUGGCAUGGCUACAGUCUACGAAGCUAAAUUCGGCAGCGAGUUUGGCGACAAGGAAGCAAAAUACCGCCGCGCUAUGGAGAAGGCCCAGAGAAAGCAGAUUGGCAUGUGGACUCACACCAAGCCUGGCUUGAUGGCCAAGUUGAUGGGCCAGAAACAAGAGAAGGUUGAAACUCCGCGGGAAUACAAAACCCGCAUCAGUCAAGCCGAGAAGGGGGAUGCUGGCCCCAAGAAAUAAGGAUAUUGUUUUCUGCCUAUC